Armigeres subalbatus is the source of this 4404-nucleotide messenger RNA. RefSeq names its product torso-like protein (gene tsl). The transcript is spliced from 4 exons. The record is from RefSeq and is a predicted model, not a curated record. The coding region runs from base 1778 to 2845 and encodes 355 amino acids. NCBI's taxonomy places the organism in Eukaryota, Metazoa, Arthropoda, Insecta, Diptera, Culicidae.
CAGCCGUACAACUCGACGGAGCAUACUAAUAACAUUCAUUACUGCCGCUCGGGAUCGAUAUCGAACAGAGCGUGGCUCAUGGAAGCCCGCUGCUGAUUGCAUGGAUUCGUUCUCUUCUCUACGAUAUUCAAUUAAUUUUUAUUGUGGAAACUAGUCGGUUCGGUAGUUAUAGCUGCAUGGAUCAUGUUUUAUUUCACGCACAAAGCGAGCCAUCUACGGCCGCCUUCCAUCACCCCCUCAUAUUGGUAACGAAGUAGUCAGAGCGCAGUGCACGAGGACGGCGAGAAGAACUCGGAAGAGCCCGCAUGCUCUCGCUCAGAACCCCAUCCAUAAUCAUAGAAGAGUAGUUCUCGGAGGUGGUUGUCACACUGCCUGACCAGUAUCCGACUGGCGGCGGUUCGAUCAAGAACAACCGCAACUUUGGAGCGUUCGCGGUUCCGAUCUGUUCGGUUUAGUGGAGUCGUCGUUUUGUUAUUGGUUGGCACGAGUGGGUGAUUGCGAAAUUUCGGAAGUGUUGUUCUAUGGCAGUGAAUAAUGUUUGUGUCGUAGAAGUUUGUGCCAACUGAUUCAUAGAGCUGUUUGCUGCCGUUGGAGUUUAUUAGUUGCGCAGCUGGAUUUCUUGUGAAGUUUUACGAGGAAGAUACUAUUUUGAGACCAGUUGGAAGUUUGUCUUUCGUACCGAUCAUGCAUUAAAGCUGCAGAUUUCACAGAAGCUGAAAUAUCCAUCCAGUGAAGUGUUGGACAAAUCUGGCUAGAAGAUUGGCGUGUGUUGCUUUUACUGGUACAACCGCAGUGUGGAGUGUGCUGGCGAGUGUGAAGCAAUAAUGAAAGUGAAUAAAGUGCAGUUUUGAAAAACAAGUUUUACGACUCGAGUAGGGGGUGGUUUGUGCAUGUUUGCGGUGAACUAGAAGGACCAUUGUUCCAUAAACGAAGAUUGAUAGAACGGAUAGGCCCAAUUACGGUCUUCAAUAAUGGUGCCAAGCAUCGCCCUGGACUGCGUCAAUGUCGCCGAGAAGAGCUGCCGAUGAAUAACGGAAAACACAAGGAAUGAAAAGUGCUUAUUGGUGUUGUCUUGUGUCCCCCAUCAUCGCCGUUGCUGCUGAUGCUUAGAAGGCCCUCCCUCGGAGUUGGAAAAAUAGUGAAGACCGCGCCAAAACGAGGUGAAGUAGUCCACCAGUGCUCCGACCGAAAGACGCCGUUGUUAUGGUCCAACUGCAUACACUUCAUCAGGAAGAGAAGCAUUUUGCAGUUGCUGUUGUGGCUAAAAAUAUAGAAAUGUAUUUUAUGUAAAACCCAAAUAGAGCGCGCGCGCGACUCGUUGAGUCAACCUGAGCCGGGUCAAAUCACGAAUCGGUUGUGAAGUGUGAGGUAAUUUGAGAAUCGUGGAACGAAACCUGAGUGGUACGUGAGUGAAUGCAUUCUGAGGGCGCCACUUUUGUGAUCGAAAAACUGCCGCGACGCUGACACGUGCAAUCCGGGAUUAAUAAUCCGUUGAAAUAGCACCUGACCGAGGGAAACUGGUGUUUGCGAUUCGACGAAUGGAAAUUGGAUAACUGCUGGUGCAACAUCGGCAAGCCCCACCUGACCUUGAACUACGCCGGCCACGACCAAGGGCUUCCGGCAGUAACGAUCGGCAUAAUAUGCUGAGAACCCGCUGACAAAUCAGAUCUAUGAGCGGAAAGCGGUGGCCGCGUAACCUGAGACUGCACAUAGCGUCAUCGAACGGAAACGGAAGCCACAAUAGGGAGGGACCACGCCCCCCUUAACCCAUCGGGUAAUGACGAAGCUCAUUGUGCUCAACGUGCUGGGCACACUUGUGGGACCGUUACUGCUGUUGACGUUGCUACUCACGACACUGGACAGUUGUGCGGGGCAGCGCGAAUCGCAGCUGCGCCUGGGGAAGGCAAUCAACAUCUUCAUCCGCUAUGGCUACCUGUCGAUAUCGAUGAAGGUGAUCUCAUACAACGAUAGCGAGACGUGGCUGUUCAAGGAGCCAACCAAGAACAUAUUUAAGGGUUUAAACCAAGUGAAAACCGAUGAGUACGAAGUCAAACCGGGCGUUUUUAAUGGCGACUUCCACAUGGAGUUCUGCGACAACAAGCGCCAACUGUUCCAGGCGUACUUCAGAGACUUUCAAAUCGAACGACUGGAUAAUCCGUGGAGAGCCUACACCGAAGGCUGGCACACGGAAAUCGCUGCCAAAAAACUAGGAAUCCAAAGCAAAUACCUCGACCGGGACGACUACUGCUACGUGCUGGUGCGCGUGUCGCGGUUUCGAGAUAGCGCCAAAUUCGCCAAGCCCAUCCCGCCCAAUCAAGUGCUGGAGAAUGACGUACAGCGGAAGAUCCAAACCGUAACGGUCGGCGAUACGACAUCGGCCGUGCAGUUUAUGAACAAGUACGGUACGCACUAUAUCAAUUCCUACGUGACAGGAAACUCGUUGUAUCAGGUGUUUGUAUUCAACAAGCGCAACUACGCGAACAUCAAGGAGAAGCUGAAAUCUCGAGGUGUUUUGGCGCUCUCUAAGGUGGAUCUGUACGACCACUUCGCCCCGUGGUACGUGGAGCAUAUGGGCAAAAUUCGGUGCGCCAGUGGGAACACUACGGUGGAGGCGUGGGCCUCCCGGAAGCUCCGGCUAUCGUACUACGUGUUCACGUACAGCAGUUUGCUGAAGCUGCACGGGGACGGUGCUCUGUUGAGAAUACUGAGCGAACUGCUACAGAAUGAAGCCAUACUGCAGCUAGACCUAAAAUCGCUGAGCGUAAUAUUCAAAGAGCCCCGAAAGCGAGCGUGGUUUGAGGAGAUACUGGACAAUUAUCUCAAACUGUGGGAGGUGAAUAUGUAGGUUUACAUUUUAUUUUGGGUUACUGUUGAACGACAAGCUCCUCAUAUUCCUAUGCGUUUAGAGUUAGGUAGAUAACGAGAGUAGGUGUUUUAAUUUAGGUAAGUGACUUGCGCGUUUAUCGUGUAUUACAAGUAUUUAUUGGGUUGGUACAAACGUGAUAAUUAGACAAUCGAUCAAAAAUUCAACAAGAAAGAUACUUUCAGGAAAAAAGAUUGAAAAAAGCAGAAUCCCAGUGGCCACGAAUCUUACUGUGUAAAUAGUUUCAUGUACAACAGUUGCUCCUAAUAUCAAGCAAUCACAUAUUUUUUUUUCAAACCGAGUUUUAAUUGAAUAUCGAUUAGGGAUUUUUUGUUAAAAUUUCAGCAGAACUGAUAUGAAAUUAUUGUACAGGUUUUUCGUAAAUUUCGACAAUUAAAUAAGUGGAAACAAAUCAUAUGAAAUUUGGAAAGGAAUGUAAACAGGGCUUCACUUUCAAAAUCAUAAUCUAUUCGAACAUAUUUCUUGAUUUUUUAAUAGACUGCUCACUGCUUCCCAUCUUCAAUAUUGCUUAUCAAACAAAUAUCUCAAAAGACUAAUCUUUAGUUCUCAAUCCGAACUACCUAUUUCCUAUCCAAAUCGCGUUUAAACACGAGGUUUGUAAAACAACUAAAGCCAACGUUAAUUGCAUACACGUGUGUGUACGUACUUCGCCCAAAGAUUUGCUUAUAACGAAAGGUAGGCGAAAUUAGCAACAGUCAAGCAACGAAACGAAACCGUACUAGCUAGAACAAAUUGCGCCAAGACAUACAACCCAACCGAAUUAACAAACAACAACAAAAAAUAAUGGAUAAGAGGAGCCUUAUUUAACUUCCACUUGUAUGUACAUAAAGUUAGUUUUUAUAGUGCCAAGUGAAUCCAAUGUACAUCCCAGGGUAGACGAUUAAGUGCAGAACCAACAGACGAGGGAUAGAACAAAAAGCAAUCAAUUUCAAACUACUUCACUGCUGUGAUAGAUUAGAUAAUAACUUGGUAAGUCUAAGAUUUCCCCCUUUGCAGUGACCUUGGGGCUCAGAAAGCAUGUCGAUUACACGGACGGAUAAAUAAAGUAACAAAGCGGAAAUGAGUGCGGAAGAAUGUAUUUAUCUAAAUGCACCUGUUGAUCCCGGAACAGAACAAACUGAGACGGUAUCACUCGUGUCAAAAUCGAUUUCCAUCGCGAGACAAUUCGUGCACGGGGAAUCGUGUUGGUAAUUGAUAUGCAAAAUGCGCAAUCAGCUGCUGUUGCCUCGUUGUGAAGAGCUCACGAGUUUCAUAAACCUUAAAAUCAGGCUAGAAUCAAACCGUCUACUAGCGGGCAAUUUCUAUGACUGGCCAGCAGCGGAGGGGAUGAGCAUUUAAUUUGCGCGUAAUCGGUAAGCAACAAUUAAUAGAAGGAACGAUCACUAAUAGCCAUGUAAGCGUUUAGAUACAAGAAUAGAUGAUGAUUGCUUAGACGUAUGCAGUUAGUCUUCCAUUGAAAGUAGGUAUCUUCAAAUAAAAUAAACACUAAUAAAACAGCUUUAAUCAUGAAAAGAAAAAAA